This is a messenger RNA of Paralichthys olivaceus (Japanese flounder), 2212 nucleotides long. The record is from RefSeq and is a predicted model, not a curated record. Lineage: Eukaryota; Metazoa; Chordata; Actinopteri; Pleuronectiformes; Paralichthyidae.
CUGUCAGUCUAAACUAAGCUCUUGUCGUGAUGUCACAGACUCUUUGACCUGGACCAAACCUGCCCUCAGUGGGACCGCCCCCCUCCCUCGCAGCCUCCACUCGGCCACCGCCAUCAACAACAAGAUGUAUGUAUUUGGAGGUUGGGUUCCUCUGGUGAUGGAUGAUGUCAAAGUGGCGACUCAUGAGAAGGAGUGGAAGUGCACCAACACACUGGCCUGUCUAAACCUGGACAACAUGUGUUGGGACUCAGUCUUGAUGGAUGUUCUGGAGGAGACUGUCCCCAGAGCUCGAGCAGGUCACUGUAGUGUCUCCAUCAACUCCAGACUGUACGUCUGGAGCGGCAGAGACGGAUACAGGAAGGCCUGGAACAACCAGGUGUGCUGCAAGGACCUGUGGUACCUGGAGACAGAGCGUCCCUGUGCUCCCUCUCGGGUGCAGCUGGUCCGGGCCAACACGUCGUCUCUGGAGGUGAGUUGGGGCCCGUCUCAGACGGCGGACACGUACCUGCUGCAGCUGCAGAAGUACGACAUUCCUGCCACACCUGCGUCCAGCCCCGCCCCCAACCCUGUGCCCACGGCCACUCCUGGAGUCAGCUCCCCCAAGAGUCCCGCCCCCGUUGCGGUGGCAUCGGCCAACCAGACGGUCACGCUGGUCCCCUCCAAUCCUGGAAGCCCAUUGGCUGCUGCUGCAAAAGCACCAGCUGUCCUGAAGGUGGCAGCAGCUCCAGGUUCUGUGGGCGGAGCCUCCAUCAUCACAGUGAGACAGGCCACACCUAAAUCCCCAGUUGCCGCGACAACACUUCCUGCAGGCGUUCGUAUGGUGGCACCUGCUCAGUCUGGACAGGCGACGCCAAUAGGCAGCAGCCCUCAGAUGAGUGGAAUGGCGGCACUGGCAGCAGCGGCGGCAGCGACUCAGAAGAUCCCCCCAUCGUCAGCGGCGGUGCUGAAUGUCCCUGCAGGAGCCACGAUUGUGAAGACGAUGACCGGGAGUCCAGCAUCCAGCAGCCUGCCAAUCAAAGUGGCCGAUCCUGUUACCAUGGUGACCAGCCCUGCCACUCGGAUGUUGAAGACCGCUGCUGCUCAGGUGGGCGGGGCCUCGGUGGUCUCCACUCCUGGCACCCCAAGCCGACCGGUCAUCACAGUCCAUAAGUCGGGGACAGUGACGGUCUCCCAACAAGCUCAGGUGGUGACCACGGUGGUGGGUGGAGUCACAAAGACCUUCACUCUGGUUAACAGUCCACUCGGUGUGGGAGGAGGCGGUUCUCUGAUCAAUAACCUGGGAAAGAUGUUGUCAGUGGUUCAGACCAAACCGGUUCAGUCAGGAGCUGUUACUGGUCAGGCUGGCAGCAGCUCCAUCGCUCAGCUGAUCCAGAAGGGCGCUCUUCCAGCAGGAACCAUCUUGAAGUUGGUGACGUCUGCAGAUGGAAAACAGAAGACCAUCCUCAGCACAGUGCAGUCAGGAUCCACGGCGACCAAACCCACCAUCCUUGGUGUCUCCCCGACAACCGCCAAACCUGGAACCACCAUCAUCAAGACCAUCCCAGUGUCUGCACUGCACGGCGGUGCAGGUAGAAACAGUCCAAUCACCAUCCUCACCACUAAGGGGGUAUCGCCAGGAACUAUGGGUAAAAUCAUCACCACAGUCCCCAAGAUCACUGCAGGAGGUCAGCAGGGGGUCACACAGGUAGUGUUAAAGGGAGCUCCAGGUGUACCUGGUACCAUCCUCAGGACUCUACCUAUGAGUGGAAUCAGACUGGUCUCACCCGGAUCCAAACCUACUGUCGCCACUCUGGUUGUCAAGCCAACCACAGGAGUGUCCAGUCUGGGGACAGUAACAGGAAGUGUCUCCAGCCCGCUGGCAGGUAGAGCCACUGCUUCUGCCAACGCCUCCCUGGCUACGCCCAUCACCACCCUGACAACCAUUGCUACUCUUGCCAGCCAGGUUACCACGGCAACCGCCGCUGCAGCAGUACCCACACAGGUGACUCUGAUCACAACUCCGAGUGGAGCUGAAGCUCAGCCACUGGUCCAGGAUCUGCCCGUCUCCAUCAUGGCGUCUCCUACAUCAGAAGAACCUGGAAGUGGUACAAGUACUGCAACAGUAGAAGAGUCUGCAGACACUGAGACAGCGGUGACGUCUGUCUGCUCCAACCCGCCCUGUGAGACUCACGACACGGGGACAACCAACACCUCCACCGUCGCCACAGCAACC